Molecule: messenger RNA, 1782 nt
Organism: Micromonas commoda
Lineage: Eukaryota; Viridiplantae; Chlorophyta; Mamiellophyceae; Mamiellales; Mamiellaceae
Product: major facilitator superfamily
Exons: 5
Coding region: 1-1782 (593 amino acids)
Biological process (GO): transmembrane transport
Cellular component (GO): membrane
Molecular function (GO): myo-inositol:proton symporter activity
Source: RefSeq, a predicted model, not a curated record
AUGAUCGAGCGCGACAGGACGCCCGCGACCGCGCGCGACGGCGAGGAUGCCGCCGGAGGUUCCGAUUCUCAAAACCCACCAAAACUCGCGGUCGGCGGCGACGACGAGGGCGACGACGAGGGCGAGGGCGAGGAUUACGUGUACGUCGGGGACGACUGGAACGACGUCGGCCCGAGCCUCAUCCCGUCCAUCGUCACCGCGUGCCUCGGCGCCUUCCUCUUCGGCUACCACUCCGCGGUCAUCAACGCCCCUCUCGCGGACAUCGCGGAAGACCUGGGCUUCGGCGGCGACAACUUUGCCAAAGGAGCCGUCGUCUCCAUCAUGGUCGUCGGAGGGUUCGCGGGGGGGCUCGGCAUCGGCCCGUUCGCGGAUAAGGAGGGCCGACGCGCCGCGCUCGUCGCCACGACGAUCCCGUUGGCGCUCGGCACCCUCGUCUGCGGCGGGGCGGAUUCGCUCUGGACGAUGAUGCUCGGCCGGUUCAUCACCGGAGCGGGCGUCGGCGCGUCGACGCAGAUCGUGCCCGUGUACCUGUCCGAGGUGUCACCGCCCGGUCUGCGAGGUACCGUGAACGGGAUCCGGCGCAUGGGAUACGUCGUCGGGUCGGCGGCGGCGGCGGUGGCGAAAUCGGUUGUCCGACCGGAACCCGGAUGGUGGCGCCCGCUCUUUUACUUUGCGGCGAUUCCCGCCGUGGCGCAGGCGGCGGGGGCGCUCAGCGGCGUCGCCGUCGAAUCGCCGGUGUGGCUCUUGGGGCCGGAGGGAUGCGCGAUGGAGAGCCGACGGAGUUUGGCCAAGUUGCUCGGCAUUCGAGGCAGGGCGGCGGUGCGAUGGCAGGAGGCGGUGGCCGGGUCCGGCUCCGAGGCGGCGGUGAACACGUGGGGCGCCCUCUUCACCGAGCAGCGCAACCGCUACCCGAUGAUCAUCGGCGCCGGCGUGUGUCUCCUCGCGGGCCUGUCGGGUUCCAACACGGUUAUUUACUACGCCUCCUCGGUGCUCAAGGAGGCGGGAGUCGACGACCCGGGUCUCCUGACCCUGGUCGUGGGCUUACCCAACGUCGUCGGCGGGGUCAUCGCGCUGCUGUGCACGGACAAGUACGGCAGGCGGCCGCUGCUGCUCUGGUCGUUCGGUGGUAUGGCCGUGUGCCUCGCGGCUUUUUCGACAGCCGCGUCGUUCGAGCCCCUUCGCACCACGACGUUGGUCGCGAUUCCGCUCUACACCUUUUUCUUCAGCAUGGGCGCGGGGCCGGUGCCUUGGCUGCUGUACAGCGAGGUGUUCCCGACGCGCAUCCGCGCGCGCGCCACCGCCGUGGUCACCGCGAUAAACUACGUGUGCAACACCAUCGUCGGCGCCAGUUUCUUACCCCUCAUCGGCGCGUUUGGUUUAAAGGGCACCUACGCCAUGUACGCGGUGCUGUGCGCCAUAGGGUACGUGUUCGUCGAUCAGCUCGUGUUCGAGACGAAGGGCCUGGCGCUGCAGGACAUCGAGGGUGUCAUGCUGGCCAAGGAGGCGCAGUGGUCCGGGGUACCGCUUCCACCCGCCGGCGGCGCAGCCGGCGGCGAGGACACGGCUGGCGAGGCGGGGGAUGAAAACGAAGGCGAGGCGUUGGGUUCCGGGUUUUGGUGGACGGAUGUCGGGGAGAAGAUGGAGCGGGUCAUCGACGAGGUCAGGCGGUCGAUCGACGAGUUGGGGGUGGCGGAGGUGGAGGAGGAGGAGGCGGCGGCGUCCGUCGAGGAGCGCGACGAGGCUUCGGACGACGGCGAUUCGAGCGAGCGACGAUUCAAGUGA